GUCCUCCUUCAUGUCCACCUUGUGUUUGGUGGACCACCGCUGGAGCUCCUCGUUUUGUCUCCUCAGCUGCAGGCGCAAUCAAUAAUUAAAAAAAAACGAGAGAAAAUGUGAUGCUGCUAUUAUUGGUGGAUACCAGUGAUGUCUGCAGACUGCUGCUUCCCACAGCUGAGCACAAACUGAUGAAUCAUGUAUUGAUCUUUAGUCUCCAGGCUGAGAUAGGUUUUGGCUGCUCGUAACCUCAGGUGACCUGACAGCGUGUGGUCAGGUUUGUGACUGCCUCCCACCCUCCCGUUGCAGGUUCUUCACCGGAUUCCAACACCACUGUGAGAUGCGACGAUGCUCCAGCAGAGGAAGGCUCAUUCGCCAACACACCGCCGCGGCCUGGCAUGGCUACACUGCCUGCAGAAGCUGAACCCCGGCCACUGCUUCCCAUGAGGCCACCACCAGAACUCAGCUUGACCUCUCUGUAUGGGGCCUCCCACAUAUGAACUGACAUGGAGGAUGAAGAUGGGACUUGUCUGCUUGAUGUUUUGUGUGACCCCCAAGCCCUGAAUGACUUCCUUCAUGGAACCAAUGAGCUGCAGACUGAAGACCUGCUCAUUAACUCCUCCUCUGGGGAGCCCUCCCUGUUCACAGACGCCCCGAGUCCCAUCUCUCUGCUGGGAGAUGACAGGGAUUCCCCAGACAACCCUCCACCUGGCUGUGUGGAUUUGUCAUUCCUGGAGGAGGCGCUUCUGUCAUCGCCAGAGGGGGGAGAAGACCCACAGAUGGUGCAGGCUGCGCCUGUGGAAGCUGGAUAUGAGGCAAAGAAGGGAGAAGUGGAGGAAGAGGAGGCGGCGGAAAUGGCGUGCGAUAUCCUCCAGCAAAGCCUCCAAGAGGCUGACAUUACUGAGCAGACCAUGGCUCUGGAGGCGGGUCUAGCCCAACCAGGGGAGAGUCUGUCCCUGUACUCCCCUGCACCUCUUCUCUCUCCACCUGCUGUACCAUUUGUACCCAAUUCUGUGACCUUACCAGUCACCCCAGUCUUGCCCAGAGACACCCAGGCAGCAGUGGAGCCUCCUCAGCCCUCCCUUCUUGCUGUUGGGCCUGGUUGUCCUUCGCUAAAGCCUGCUGCCCCUCCUCAGCUGAUGGGCCUCCUGCCUGGGAAUGUGUUUCCUUCUCCAGAGACGACCUUUUCUCUGAGUCCUGCACAGGGAUCCAGUAUGAUCAUUCAUAAAGCUGUGCCGAGUGUGACAGGUCGUCCUCUUAUCACCCCAACUCUUAGAGCAGCAGCACCAAACCCAGGCAUUGUCUUGCAACGUGCUCCUCUUCCAAUCCAACCCAAGCUUCCCAUCAGCAUUCAACCCAGACUGGUUCAAAUUAGUCCCAAGCCCUCUGGUCAAAACCCUGCUCCAAGUCUUACGUUUGUCCCUGGGACUGCUUCACCAAAUAUUUUAGUGUCCCAGCCUACAGGCCAAAAGCCUCCAGCUCCCCCACCACAGUCCAACCAGCAGCUCCCCAAGCCAGUCAGCUUGCAGCUGGUCAACCAGUGUGGAUCGCUUGUGCUUCAGCCUCAGGGAUUUUUCCACGGCCAAAACUCAUUCCUUCUUCCAGGCCAGUCUCCUGUUACAAUCUCCCAGCAUGCUAGUGGAGCUCGACCCCUCCUGACCCCCAGUCACCAAAGCCCUUCAGUGCACAGCAUCACUCCCUCCACCAGGCAGCUUGUAGAUGGCUCUCAUAUCCUAACAGUGCCACAAAGGCAGCUGAACUUCAGCCCAGUCUUCACCACCCCUACAGGGCAGCUAGCACUCCGCCAGGCAACUGUGCUUUCAGGACCUUUGCAGCUCCACUCAGUACCCCCUACUGUCUUCCAAAUGCCAGCACAGCUGGCUGGAACUUACACACCAGGAGGGCAGGGGCAACAUGCCACCCUGGUCCAUAGUCCCACUUUGGGGAACCAUAUUACUUUGAUCAAUGGUUCUGGGGUUCUUCCUCAAGAUCUCACUUCCAUCUCGAUUGUUAAUGGCCCCUCUGUUGUUCAGGGGCUGCCUUUUGCUUCCCAGGGUCCCCAACCAAGAGUGACUGAAGGACAAUUGAACCUCCAGCAGGCCUCUGUUGUGCUGCUGCCAGAUAGAACUGUACCCGAAGAAAGGAUAACAGAAGAGACAUUUCACCAACUACCACAGCAUUAUGGACAUGUUGUCCAUCACGUCUCCAUGCAGCCGGUGGCUGCAGGCCUCCAGUCUGCCUCUCCUCCAGUAGUUACAGUCCUACAACCCUCUUCUGAACCAACACUGGCCCCUGAUCCAGCUGUGGAGGUGCCAAAGCUCCUAAUUCCCCCAACAAACAUCAACCAAGUAGUAGAGGAGGUGAACAACUCUGUGACUGAGAGUCAGGCCUUUAUGCAACAUCUGCAACAGCAAGCACUGAGUUCUCCCGUUCCAGCCGAGUUGCUGGUUGAAGCUCUACCGGCGGUGCAGUUAGAGACUCUCGACUCCCCUGUUGUCAGUGAGAUGGAGAACCAGCCGCAGACGCCAGCGGACGCCGACCCGGCCAGCUGCACUGUGAUGGCAGACCAGUGUGUUGAGGCUUCUCCACUACCGUCGGAUCCUGAGGACACGCCCCUGCUCUCCUCCUCCCCUUCUACUCAGGACACAGCUGGGCCUCUGUUUACUAUGUCUGAGCCUGAGAGUUCAGGUCCCCAGCCCACAGUAACCAUAUCCCACAUGGAGCCCCAACUCCAGUACCAGGGCCCUCAGCAGGUCUCACAGUCUAUGUUUGACCAAACCCAGGUCCAGCCACCUGUUUCCUUGCCCUUGGUCCAUACGUUGGCUUCUAGCUCCUCCUCCCCUUUGUGUGUGAGUGUGUCAGUACCUCAGCAGCAACUUGAUCCCGUCGCUCCCUCUGCUAGUUUCUCCAGAGAUGGAGAGGACCCUGCUGUCCAACACACGCAAAAUAAGCCAACAGCUGCCUUGGCGGUGGAGAGUAAAGACUUUUCUCUCAGUGUCCAUCCAACCUCUCCUGCACCGCAGGGAGUCCAGGCUCACGAGCCCUCAGCUCCCCGGGAGUCCAUCUCCAUCCUGACCAAGCAGCAGCACACAGGCACCAAGCUGCCAGGGGUUGCAGAGCAACAACAAGACGAGAGACUCACACCAGCAAUGCGAAGGCACAGGUUCCUGCAGCAGCUUUGUUUGGACCACGGAGCAGUUCAGCGCUCGUACACCAGCCCGGCCUUUUCCACCCUGGAGGAUGCUGUCAGACACCUGUUGCCAUACCACACCUGUGCUGGUCAUCUGCCCACGCAGCAAGACUUCACUUUAGUGGACCAGGAGUUUGACACAGUGUCUGCUUUCCUGGUGAAACGCACCAAGGACAUGGUGAAUAAAUACCGGCAGCUACUACUUCGAGAAGCCCAGCAGGAGAGUCCGUCGGCAGAGAUGGUGAUGCUGGAGCGUCUUUUCCUCCAGGCUGAGCGCUACACGUUAGCAGAGGACAGACGAAGAGCUCGACGAGACCCAGAGUUGUGUAUGAUGGCUGUGGGUACUUCAGCGUCUCCCCCUCAUGAUGCGCACCCCUGCGGUCCCUCCCACCUAUAUUCCUCUGGCAGCCCGUCUUCUCCACCACCCUGGACCAGACUGUCUGACCGGCCUCCAGGGCUUAAAACGUACCGCUCCAGUUCCCGUGGGGCUCUCAGGCUCACCAUCAAGCAAGAAACUGGGUCUCGUAAAGUGGUCCAUAACUCUGUCUGUGACCUGGGACUCAAGAGAGACCACACUGGGCAGUUGACAAACGGCAGCAGUGCUCUAACCGAGCGCAUCUCUCAGACACUCAAUGGAGCCCCGCCGCAUCCUCAUCACAGCGAGGACAUCUCCAGCAGAAUCCUGGCUGGGAAGGCUGCUGAUGACAUCCUGUGCAGCGAUGCCACUUCUGGACCACCAACAGCACCUGAUCCCAAAACAAAAACCCCAAAUCCAAUUUCUAUGCCAGAGCCACAGGCUGCGAGCUUUGAGUUGCCUUCUAGGGACCCCUGCACCCCAAAACUGAAAUGCUACAGACUGGAUAAAACAGAGCAGAAUUUCAGCCCGCCACCUCCAACCCUCCAAGAGGACAACAUGCUCAGUGAGCAUCUACAGUGUGCCAUCAACAGCAUCCUGGAGCUCCAGCGGCUGCAGGGCCCCCCAGUGUCGGGAACUUCACUGGACCAGGCUGUCACCAGCUUUUUGGAGGGCCACCUGUGAGGUGAGAGACGUCCACAUCAUCCGUCAGCAGACUACAGCUGAACGUGAUUCCAGAAGUAGCGACAUGGUUUGGUGGGGAUUCUGAAUGGUCUUGUUGGUUCCCAGGAAUUGUUUUGUUCUAGGGUUCAGAGGGAACUUUCAAGUGACUGAGGACAAGAGGAGGAAAAAUAAGAGGCACUAUAAAGAGAUGCAUACCAGACAACAGCACUAUCUAUAGUCUGAUAAAUGUUAGAUACUUCAUUUUGAUGUAUGUUUGUGGGGGAAAAAGUCUAUUUGAAUAGGAGCUCUAUUGUUUCAGUGGUAGUUCAGUCAUUCAAAAGGUUUACGACACUGCUGUAACCUUCAUCAGCAUAUAGUAUAUAAUAGUGAGGAUGAUGAAAAAUGUGGAAUGGACCCAGAUUAUUUAAUAGCUUUUGUAAAAAAAAAUAAGAUUUCUUUCAAAUGUGAGUUUCUUUUACAUAGUGCCAAGCUUCCAGGGUAUUUAUUUCAAUAUGUGCCAAUUGUGUUUUUCAGAGGAGUUGCGUUGAUGCAGUUGAGAAAGGCAGUGAAGUGUGUGACGAGUGUGUGUCGUUCGUUUGAGACAGGACAUUGCGUGGCUUCUACCCAACAAAACUCCAAAGAAUUUGUGGCUUACUGCAUCCUGAAUACACCAGCAAACAUCUAUUUUGUCUCCUUAAAUGCACACUGGAGUCUGUUAGAGCAGAAAGAAUCCAGCAGGGGGCGCACAGAUUUUGGUAUUUAUUUAUUAUUUUCUUUUUUACUGCUGUCAUCAUUCAUGCUGGAGUCUCAUUGAGAAAAAUAUUAAUGUAGUUCUCACAGUAGUUUACCAUUCUGUAUGUUUUAACAUGCAAGCAAUAAUAACAUGUUGGGAAAACAGUGCUGGUGCAGAUAGUCAAAAAAGAAGAAAAAAAAAAAAGGUUAUGCGUGAAAGAGGUUUGUCAUUGAAGCCCCUGUAAUGUUAACCGUUUCAAGGGCUCGAGGGUCGUGAAACUCACUCGGUGCGUAAAUUAUCAUGCAAACGUUGAUGGAAAAACACCAAAUCUGUAGUUUUUGUUUUUCCUGGCAGGCUUUGAC
Molecule: messenger RNA, 5291 nt
Organism: Thalassophryne amazonica
Lineage: Eukaryota; Metazoa; Chordata; Actinopteri; Batrachoidiformes; Batrachoididae
Product: BRD4-interacting chromatin-remodeling complex-associated protein
Exons: 13
Coding region: 495-4217 (1240 amino acids)
Biological process (GO): positive regulation of DNA-templated transcription
Cellular component (GO): SWI/SNF complex
Source: RefSeq, a predicted model, not a curated record